GUGGUGACUGGAAAGAGAAAAGGAAAAAUGGAUGAUGUCGUUCUGCUACUUCCAAACAUCAGAAGUUGUCCAAAGAUGUGACCUAUGGUGAGGGAAUGGAUGUAAUCAGCAGCUUUUCGGACAACGUUCUCCAUCACAUCCUCUCCUUCCUUUCAACCGAAGACUCCAUACGAACUUCUAUAUUAUCGAGAAGAUGGCAAUAUUUAUGGACCUCCAUUUCAGACAUCAAUUUGGAUGAUAUUUCUUGGUCAAAGGAUAUUGACAAAAUUAAAGAUCAGUGUCCAAUGUGUCAUAGGUUCUCAGAUUUCGUGGAUAGAGUUCUCCUUCUUCAUGAUGCUUCAGAUAUUAGAAGACUUCAUCUUAAUAUUCUUGACCCUGUGAAUUCUUCUCGUCUGAAUUCAUGGAUCUCUGCUGCUAUAAGGCACAAUGUUCAAGAGCUCGAUCUUGACUUGCCUGUGAGAACGCGCUUUCUGUUGCCUUGUUGCCUUUUUACUUGUGAAUCGCUACUUGUGUUGAAGUUAUUUAUGCAAUGCGUUUUGAAACCUCCUAGUUUUAUUUACUUGUCGAGCCUCAAGACCUUGGUGUUUGACAACCUUACAUUUUCUGAUGACGAAUCGACACAACACCUAUUUUCUAAUUGUCCGGUGCUUCAAGAGUUGGCCUUAAUGAAUUGUGGAUGGAAGAAUAUAAAGACUCUCACCAUUUCUGUUCCAACACUAAAGAGAUUGACUAUUGAAGAUGAUCGAAGUUUAUGGGCUGAUGCACUCAGUUGUGCGGUCAAAGUUCAUGCUCCAAAUCUCAUCUGCCUGAAGUUCACUAGUACUCUGAAGGGUCACUUCCAUUUAUGUGGCAUAUCUUCCUUAGUCAAUGCAUCUAUUGACCUUCCACAUCGAGUUCUGUCGCAGCAACACGCUUCUCGUGUAAUAGGAGUGCUUACUGGGAUUUGCAAUGUUAAAAGUUUGACAGUAUUAGCUGAUACGCUUCUGAUAAUAACGUGGUUCGUCUUCCUACGUUUUCCCAAUAUGACCGAUUUGGAGCUGAAUGCAGAAUUUUGUGGUGACUUGACUGGUGGUCUGAUCAACUUGCUUGAAAAAUCACCUAAGCUAGAGUUUCUUGACUUUGCUCAGGGCUUCGACUCAGAUUUUAUCCAUGACCAUGAGGUUUGUUUGAUGUUGGAAAGAGUUCCUUCCUGUUGUUGCUUUAAAUGGUUUAGCCUUUCUUACUUCAAAGGGAAGCCGGCAGAGAUGCAUUUUCUAAGACUUUUGUUGAAGAAUGCAACUGUGUUGAAGAAGAUGACGUUAUACUGUGAGCCUAUAUUAUCUGAAGAUUCGGAAAAAGAAGAGGAGGUCAACAAUCAGUUGAGGGGAUUUCCAAGAAGAUCAGAAAGCUGUGUUAUUGAGUUGCUUUGAAACCUUUGAUCAACUUUCUCGGAAGCUCAGUUGUCUUAUCGUUGAUCGUUUCAAGAUAUCUAGUGGUUACUUGUCUAUUUCAAGCUCAUUUCAAAACACUUGCAAUGUUUCUCAGGAGUUUGUUGGAAAACACACAAGGCUUGUGCCCUUUUGAACUGUUUAAGGAGCUCCGAUUUGGAGAGGAUCAUGGGAUGUCGUGCAGAUCGGUUAUAUCGAAAUGAUCUUGUAUUUUGUAAUUUGUGUAUUAGGAAUGACGUCGAACUUUUCCUUUUCGUGGACAGGUCUAAUGGACCUCGCGAAAUAUCCACUAGCACUAUUAUUGAAAUUUGUCGGCGGAG
This is a messenger RNA of Rhododendron vialii, 1747 nucleotides long. Its product is annotated as F-box/LRR-repeat protein At4g14096-like. The coding region runs from base 96 to 1409 and encodes 437 amino acids. The record is from RefSeq and is a predicted model, not a curated record. Gene Ontology annotation, molecular function: protein binding. NCBI's taxonomy places the organism in Eukaryota, Viridiplantae, Streptophyta, Magnoliopsida, Ericales, Ericaceae. The transcript has 3 exons.